AUGGGAGAGUGGGAUCUCCUGGGCCGGCUGCUGGACAAAGUGCAGACCCACUCCACGGUCAUAGGGAAGGUCUGGCUGACCGUCCUCUUCGUCUUCAGGAUCCUGGUCCUGGGGGCGGCGGCGGAGAAGGUGUGGGGGGACGAGCAGUCCGACUUCAUCUGCAACACGGAGCAGCCGGGCUGCGAGAACGUGUGCUACGACUACGCCUUCCCCAUCUCACACGUUCGCUUCUGGGUCCUGCAGAUCAUCUCCGUGUCCACGCCGACCCUCGUGUACCUCGGGCACGUCCUGCACGUGGUCCACAUGGAGAAGAAGUUCCGGCAGAGGGUGGAGAAGCAGGCGGAAGAGGAGCUGAGCAGCUUGAUCCUGAGGAAAGUGUACAAGCUCCCGAAAUACUCAGACAGCAAAGGGAGGGUCAGCCUACACGGCCGCCUGCUGCAGAGCUACCUGCUGAACCUGAUCUUCAAGAUCCUGCUGGAAGUGGGCUUCAUCUUGGGCCAGUACUACCUGUACGGCUUUACCUUACAGCCUCGGUAUGUCUGCAGCCAGUCCCCCUGCCCUCACCGCGUGGACUGCUUCUUGUCCAGGCCCACGGAGAAAACCAUCUUCAUCUGGUUCAUGCUGGUGGUUGCCUGCGUGUCGCUGCUUCUCAACCUGGUGGAGGUGCUGUAUCUGUGCGUGAAAACCAUCAACAAGUGCCUGGACAGGAAGCAGGGCUACAUGGUCACCCCGGUAACGCCGAUCCUGGAGAGGACGGACUUCAGGAACAAAGACGAGGCCAUCCAGAACUGGGUGAAUCGGGAGCUGGAGCUCCAGGGGAGGAAAUUGGGAAGUGGAGUCACCAAGAGCAUACAAUCAGAGGACGUCAGCGCUCACAUGGAGGAGGUCCACAUCUGA
Megalops cyprinoides (Indo-Pacific tarpon) is the source of this 897-nucleotide messenger RNA. RefSeq names its product gap junction protein, alpha 11 (gene gja11). Lineage: Eukaryota; Metazoa; Chordata; Actinopteri; Elopiformes; Megalopidae. The record is from RefSeq and is a predicted model, not a curated record. Gene Ontology annotation, biological process: cell communication. The coding region runs from base 1 to 897 and encodes 298 amino acids. Gene Ontology annotation, cellular component: connexin complex. The transcript has a single exon.